AUGGGUGUUGGAGGUGUCUGGUAUCAAGAAGAUCAUCAUUGUGUAAGGUAUCAAGUAUGGCAACAGAUGAAUCGAGAUACAGGAUGUAAAAUGCAAGAUUUCAGUCUUAAAAAAGCUAGUCUUGAGAAAGCUAGUCUUGAGAAAACCAGUCUUAUAGAAGCUAGUCUUAAGAAGGCUAGUCUUAAAAAAGCUAGUCUUGAGAAAACUAAUCUUAAAAAAGCUAGUCUUGAGAAAACUAGUCUUAAAAAAGCUAGUCUCGAGAAAGCUAGUCUUGAGAAAGCUAGUCUUGAGAAAACCAGUCUUAUAAAAGCUAGUCUUAAGAAGGCUAGUCUUGAAAAAGCUAGUCUUGAGAAAACUAAUCUUAAAAAAGCUAGUCUUGAGAAAACUAGUCUUAAAAAAGCUAGUCUCGAGAAAGCUAGUCUUGAGAAAACUAGUCUCGAGAAAACUAAUCUUAAAAAAGCUAGUCUUGAGAAAACUAGUCUUAAGAAAGCUAGUAUCGAAAAAGCUAGUCUUGAGAAUAAAAGUUAA
Chironomus riparius is the source of this 528-nucleotide messenger RNA. Lineage: Eukaryota; Metazoa; Arthropoda; Insecta; Diptera; Chironomidae. The record is from the annotation of a GenBank genome assembly.